Molecule: messenger RNA, 2410 nt
Organism: Camellia sinensis
Lineage: Eukaryota; Viridiplantae; Streptophyta; Magnoliopsida; Ericales; Theaceae
Product: LEAF RUST 10 DISEASE-RESISTANCE LOCUS RECEPTOR-LIKE PROTEIN KINASE-like 2.4
Biological process (GO): protein phosphorylation
Molecular function (GO): polysaccharide binding; ATP binding; protein kinase activity
Source: RefSeq, a predicted model, not a curated record
AGUCUUUGCAAUAUGAACCACUAAUUUUUCUUGACUGAUAGUUCUCCUAAUCUUCUUGUCUGACAGUUCUCCUAAUCUUCUUGUCUGAUUUUUCAUACCCAACAAACCAUUUUUCAGUUAGAUUUUUUCACAGUUUCUUCUUCUGAAGAAUAACAAUGAGAAGCGGAAAAUCAGAGGGUGGUGGUGCACUGAUUGCAUUCUCUUCUCUACUGAUUAUUAUUCCAUUUUUCAUCAUCCAAACUCAAGCAGCAUCAAGAUCACUACUUCUAGAAUCUAAAUAUUGUUCUUCUUCAUGUGGUGAUAUCCAAAAUAUCACCUACCCUUUUCGCCUAAAGGGCGAUCCAAUCAUCUGUGGCGAUCCUGACUACGAACUUUCUUGCGAAAAAGACAAAACAAUCAUGAAUUUCCACUCCGGAAUGUACUAUGUCAAGAACAUUUCAUAUGCCAUGCGUACAAUCCGCCUAGUUGAUGUCAACUUCACCAAUGGAACUUGCAAUCUUCCAUCCGCAUCUCUGUCUUCGGAUGAUGUGCGCAACGAUUAUCGUUACCAAGGACUACUUUUUUUCUCAUCCAUUAGUUUCGUUAACUGUUCUGCUACUAUUAAUGAUCCAACUUACAUAAUACUUCCUUGUCUGAGCAGAGGAAACACAUCCUAUGUUUAUGUUAAAUUUGAUAGUGAAUCUCUCUAUGACGUCCCCGUGGGGUGUUCGUACCUCUCAAUGAUUCCUGUAGAUUGGAAACCUAUUAAUACAGAUGAUGUGAAGAAGUUGUUGGCGGCUGGGUUCGAGCUUGGAUGGUCAGUUGAGUGCAGAAAUUGCCAUUUGUCCAAUCAAACAUGCUCUCUAAGUGCAUUUGAGUAUCCACUUGAUUAUAAUUGUUCCAAAGAUAAUCUGGUUGAGGCAAUACUUAAGGUUGUCGUCUCUGUACUUGUAUUACUUUUUGGGGUUAUAGCUCUUAUUGCUAGAUUUAUCAUCACUCCACUAGUUGUAAUUGUGUUCCUCAUCCAUAAGUAUAGAAAAGAAAGAAAGCCAGUAGAUAGAGUGGAAAAUUUUCUACGGAAUCAGCAAUCUUUGAUGCCCAAAAGGUACUCUUACAAUGAUCUAAUGGCAAUGACAAACCAUUUCAAGGAUCAAUUGGGGAAAGGCGGUUUUGGAUCCGUUUACAAAGGGCAUCUCCCAGGAGGCUUCUUGAUUGCUGUCAAAAUGCUCGAAAACACCAAAUUUAGUGCACAAGAAUUCAUCAACGAGGUCUCAACAAUCGGUAGGAUUCACCAUGUCAAUGUGGUACAAUUAUUGGGAUUUUGCUCAGAGGGGUCAUAUCGCGGUCUUGUAUAUGAAUACAUGCCUAAUGGUUCACUUGACAAACACAUCUUCUCGAAGGAAGGAAAGACUCAGUCGUUUACUUGGGAGAAACUCCUCGAAAUCGCUCUAGGAACUGCUCGAGGUAUUGAGUAUCUACACUGCGGAUGUGAUGUAUGCAUUCUUCAUUUCGACAUUAAGCCUCACAAUGUUCUUUUAGACCAAAAUUUCGUCCCAAAAGUAGCGGAUUUUGGGCUUGCGAAAUUUUACCCAAAGGAGUAUAAUCCUAUGUCCAUGAGUACCACAAGAGGAACAAUAGGGUACAUAGCACCUGAGUUGAUUUCAAGGAAUUUUGGAGCAGUCUCGAGUAAAUCAGAUGUAUACAGCUUUGGCAUGUUGUUGUUGAAAAUGGCUGGAGGAAGAAAGAAUGUUGAUGCAAAGGCAAAAAGCUCAAGCGAAGUUUACUUUCCGUCAUGGGUUUAUGAUCAUCUAACCGUAGGAGAAGGGGAUUUAGAGCUUGUGAAUGUGAGUGAGAUUGAAAUAGAGAUUGCGAAAAAGUUAUGUAUAGUUGGGCUAUGGUGCAUUCAAGUGAAGGCAUCAGACCGUCCAUCAAUGAUCAGAGUGGUGGAGAUGUUAGAAGGAAGCAUUGAUGAUUUGCAAAUGCCUCCAAAGCCUUACUGGUCUUCACCUCAACGUUUGUCGGUACAAGAGACCCAAUCAAACGCUUCAACAGAUUGGCAGACAUCCGAGUCCAUGGAGGAAUGCUUGUAUGGUGACAAUAAUAAUGUUUAUUCACACCAAUAUAUUGUUUAAUGGCAACAAAUGAUUGUAGUUUUCUUUCUUCUUCUGGGUUGGGGAGGUACAGUUGAACUACACAUAGAAACCGGUUUGUGUUCUCUGUCCGACUCUAUAACUGGUUUCUAUAUUUCUAGCAUUAUUGCUUUCGACAACAAUAAAAUGCAAUCAAAAUGUCCUUUUUUUCUUGGGAAUGUUUUUUUUUGUGGUUGAGCUCAAAUUUAUGCUCACAUUUGUCAAGUUAUUAUGCCCCAUAUAAAUUGCCUUGUCAUAUUGUUGUAUUUUUAUGCUGGUGUAAAGAGUUUCAAUUUGAGGAA